This is a messenger RNA of Carya illinoinensis, 795 nucleotides long. RefSeq lists its product as uncharacterized. The transcript has a single exon. The record is from RefSeq and is a predicted model, not a curated record. The coding region runs from base 1 to 795 and encodes 264 amino acids. Lineage: Eukaryota; Viridiplantae; Streptophyta; Magnoliopsida; Fagales; Juglandaceae.
AUGGAUGCAGAUUUAGCAAGACAAUGGGAGGAAUUCAGCCUUACUGAGAAGGAGACAGGUGUGGUAAUCCUACCAUUCAAAGUAACACAGAAGCUCAUGCAACAAGGCAAGUUUUGUCUAUUGGCUAUGAUAAUAGCAGAAAGAUUAGUCAACCGAGAAGCUUUCAAAACAACCAUGUCCAAAGUAUGGAAAUGCAAGAGUUGGAUUCAAUUCUCAGAAGUAGGAACCAACAAGUUUUUUAUAGAAUUUAACCAUGAGCAAGACUUGCAACAGGUUAUAAGUGGCAUACCAUGGUCUUUCGACAGAUGGUUAAUAUGUCUACAGCCAUUUGAAGGCCACAGGUUGAUUAACAAGGUCCUCUUUCACAUAGAGGUGUUCUGGGUGCAGGCCUUUAACAUGACAUUUGCUAGCAUGACACAUGAGGAAGAAACUCAGAUUACAGAAAACAGUGGGAGAGUAUUAACUGUCCAAGCAGAUGAGAGGGGCAUAGGCUGGGGGAAAUGCAUGAGGAUGAGGGUGGAAGUUGACAUCUCCAAGGCACUCAAAAGGGGAAUUUUCCUGACUUUUGAAGGGAAAAAAACUUGGGUAUCCUUCAAGUAUGAACGCUUGCCCAAUUUCUGUUUUAAGUGUGGGGUAAUAAAACAUGACCAGAAGGGGUGCCAUGCUGCAUCCACAAGCAAGGCUAAGUUGCAGUAUGGCUCUCGGAUGCAUUCACCAUCUUUUAAUGAUCAUGAGGUCACAAGGAAGAAGUAUGGUAAUGAACCUUGCCACCAACAUGCAGAAGAGCAGCCAUAG